CACGCACGCUAGACUGCAGUUUGGUGGCGCUUGUAUGCAACAUUUUAGCUACAGUAACAUUUAAUAUUUUCAGAAAUGGAGACGCCGCCAGGUGAGGCGCGCCAAAAGGCAGCAACAUUGAUAUGGGUGGAACUAGCUAGUAGCGAACUUUAGUUAGCAAAUGUACUUAGGUGCAGAGUAUGGAACCCUCAGGGCAUCCAGAAACCUCUGGCUCUUUUCAGAUGGCCGCUGAGAAUGUGCACCAAGACCUUCUAUCCACACAGACUGAUAUGGACAUGUUUUCUGGGCACGCUGAUAUGGGCCUGCUGCCUGCUCAGACUGAUGUAGACCUACAGACUGAUAUGGAGGUGACCUGCUCACAGGGAACAGAGGGACAAAGUGGGCAGCAGCAGAACCUUGAUGAGCUGACAACCUUUCUCACCCAAUCUGAAAGAGAGAGGCAGAAAACUCAGGACAGCCUGAGCAUCCUGGGGGACCCAGACUCAUUGGAACUGUCCAAAGCCCAGGUGGAGGAGUUUUACAGCCGCACAGUCGUUCCCGGGCCCUCAGACCUUCCCGGGCCCUCAGACCUUCCCGAACCUUCAGGCCCAGCUACAGGCCUCAGUCAGGAUGAGUGGAGCGGGCAGGGCCACACAGAAGCCUGGCCAGAAAUGGGCGCUGAGCCAGGGACAGACAGGCUGGAGGUCACAGAGGGAACUCAGACUUUAACUGGGACACUGUUGCCAGAGACUGGAGAGGAGCGAAUGGACAUAGUACUAGAAGAUCCCUCUGCACCUUCUCAAGAUGACGUUGAUCCAAAUAUGCCUUCUAUAGUCAGCGUAGAGGGUUCACACUCUGAGGAUGGUCCAGGCAAAGAGGAAGCCUUAUCAUUCUUUGGAUUGGUGCCAAAGGUAGAAGACACAGGCACAGCAGACAAAAAGAAUGAGAGAGAACAACCAGUGAGGGGCAGUAUGUCCCCACUAUCAUCCUGGGCCCAGCCAUUGACACCAGGUGAAGCUGAGGACCAAACUGAAACUGAGGUCUCCAUUGAGGAUCCAAAGGUUUCUCAAAGUGGUCAAAAUACUACGGGGAGGAAGAGAGGCCGUCCUCGUCGUGGAGAAGUGAGGAAAAACAUUACGUCUGAUGGAGACCAGCUAUCAGACAGCGACUCUGACGAUACAGCUGACGAUCCGAGGGACACAGACUUUGACCCUGCACGGUCAGGCCUCCGACGCUCCCCCAGGGCCUCCCAAAGGAGCCACAACACCCUGUCCCCCCGGCUCAUUGCUCCCAAGCCGCCUUGCCCUGCCUCUACCCCUGGCUACACCCAGAGGUCUGGAGGUCCCCCUCCACCCCGGCUGCCACCCCCUCGCCAGCCUACCAGAGUCCUCUGUGCCAACUGCAGUGGAAUGCUGCAGAGCGGACAGACAGCCUACCAGCGCAGGGGUCAGCCUCAGCUCUUCUGCAGCUCCACCUGCCUUAACUCCUUUGGCAAGAAAGUCCCCAAGAAAAAGCCCUGUGCUUUCUGUAAAAGGGACAUGGGGAAUAGUAAGGACACCAUGCUUGCACAGGUUGGCCAGUCACAAUCCUUCCAAGAAUUCUGCAACAACACUUGUCUUUCCCUAUAUGAGUCCCGGCUGGAGAAGGGUCCGAAACAGCCCCCCAAACCAAGUACCCCUGGCCAAAGAUGCAGUGUGUGCAACCACAUGCGUGAGAUCAACCAUGAGGUAACCAUGGGCAAUGUGAUUCACCUCAUGUGCAGUGAUGCCUGUUUCAACCGUUUCCGGGCCACCAAGGGCCUGAAGACCAGCUGCUGUGACACCUGUGGUACCUACAUCAACACCUUCACCUCCCGGCCUGAGUACCUACUGCAUGAGGGCCAACAGAGGAGGUUCUGUAACUCCUCCUGUCUCAGACUCUAUAAGAUGAAAAACACUAAGGUGCUCUCGUGCCAGUGGUGUAGGACUCUGUGUAAGAUCUUUGACAUGCUGUCUAUGGUGGAUCAGUAUGGCAUGACCAAACACUUCUGUUCUUUGUGCUGUAUCGCUUCACAUAAAGUGAAAACUUCUGGGGACACAGUUCCCAGUGACGCUUGCAGUUCCUGCAAAAGAAGCCCCUCUGAACCGUACUACUGUAAAGCAAAUGAGACCAUUUAUGUCUUCUGUAGCCCUAGCUGUUGGAGCACAUUUCAGCGCAACAGUCCCAAUGGAGCCAUCUACUUCAACUGUGUCUCCUGUCAUAACAUGUUCAAUGGGAAACCAGAAAUCUUAGAUUGGCAGGACUCAAUAUAUCAGUUUUGCUGUAAGGAGUGCUGUGAGGACUACAAGCGCCUGAAUGGUGUGGUUUCUGUGUGUGAGCACUGCAAGCAAGAGAAACCUCUGCACGAGAAGAUGAAGUUCUCUGGGGUGGAGAAGGCGUUCUGCAGUGAUGGUUGCAUACUACUAUACAAGCAAGACUUUGCUAAACAACUGGGCCUGUGCUGUAUAACUUGUACAUACUGUUCUCAGACCUGCUCACGGGCGGUCACAGAGGAACAGGAUGGCAACACGUGGGACUUCUGCAGCGAAGAUUGUAAAAGCAAAUACUUCCUGUGGUCCCUGAAAGAAGCAAAGUGCCAUGAAUGCAAGCGUCAGGGGCAGCUCCUGGAGACUAUCCACUGGAGGGGAGAGAUCAAACACUACUGUGACGAGCCGUGCCUCCUGCUCUUCUACAGCCAACAGAACCAGCCCAACCUAGACACCAAGCAGGGGCCUGAGAGCCUGCUCAACAGUGCUACAUGUAAUUCCCCAGAUUCUAUGCCUCCCCCUGCUGCGACAAAGACAAGUGAAGCCACAGGAAGGGUACUGACUAGGGCUGUAGCCAAGCCUGCUCCUCCCGUCACUCCACCUAUCUCCCAAAGGAACAAAUCCUCCAUGUGUAAACCCAUGAUGACUACUACCGGUGUCACAUGUAAACCUGAGAUGAAGUCCCAGAGUUCCCAGACAGAUGAUUUCUUGCUGUCUCCACCUGUGAUGUUGCCGGUCCCUGUGCCUGUGUUUGUUCCUGUGCCUUUGAAUAUGUAUUGUCAAUACACUCCCAUAACAAUGGCCCUGCCUCUGCCGCUCCCAGUCCCCAUGUUCCUACCUGUCACACUGGAUCAUAUCGAUAAGCUUGUGGAAUAUAUAAAAGAGCUGAAACUCCAGAUCCCGUCUGAUCCACUGGAGGCUGACAUUCUGGCCAUGGCAGACAUGAUCGCAGAGGAGAGUAAAGGCAAGGGCUCCUCUGAUCUGUCUGAUCUGGACAGUGAUCAGAAAGCAGGCCCGUUGCCGAGGGACUACAGCUUAUUUGAGUCUUCAUCCCAAGAUGACAUCCUCUCCAUGGCUGUCAAUAUGGAUGAUGUACUGACUGAGCCAGGUCAAGACCCAGCAGAUGCGCUCACCAAAGCUUCCCUGGACCUGAACCCCAAUGUUGAUUUUCUCUUUGACUGUGGGAUGCCGCCACAUGCUACUUCACCAGAGCAGAGCUCCAACGCCGUUGUUCAGAAGGGUCCCAAGCGUCAGGCCAUGCCAGAGAUGACCUUACAUGAUCCCCUGGACAGUCAGCCUCUUGGUGCUGGCUUGAACAGCUCCCUUGGGGUCAAAGCCUGGAGGGCAUGGUCCCAAAGCAAGCACUCAGACGCUGAUGACAGAAAACAGAAACCAUUAGACCUUCUGUUGAGUAGUCCUGAGGAACUGAACCAUGGCCUGUCACAGUUUGUUCAAGACAUUGUUCAUCCCAGAGGACCGUGCUACAAGCCUGACAGCAUAUUUUACCUAUGUCUUGGUAUUCAACAGUAUCUCCUCGAAAACAACCGGAUGGUGAAUAUAUUCACAGACCAGUUAUAUGUCACCUUUGCCCAGGAGCUGAAUAAGAUUGUCAACAAAUGGCUGCCAUCUAACGGUGGUCUCGUGUCUCGUGUCCUGGAGGAGCACCUGUGGGAGUGUAAACAGCUGGGUGUGUACUCACCCUUCGUCCUGCUCAACACCCUCAUGUUCUUCAACACCAAGUCCUUUGGCCUGACCACCGUGGAGCAGCACCUCCAGCUCUCCUUCGCUACAGUCACGCGCCAGGCCAAGAGGAGGUCUACACCACAUGGCAUGGUCAAGUCAUCUAGUGUCUGCUACCACCCCAAAUCACAUCUCAAGAGAACCAGCAAAGAGGUCGGCUUGGGAAAGAGGAAACGAGAUGAGCCUUCUGAGCUGGAGCAACAAGAGAACCGGAUGAACCCUCUCAGAUGCCCCGUCAAAUUCUUUGAGUUCUACCUCUCCAAAUGCUCUGAUGGUGUGCGGAGCAGCUGCAAUGCAUUCUACCUGCAGCCGGAGGGCACAUGUAUGGCCGAGAGUUCUCGCUGGUACUCUGAUGUCCCCAUGGACAAGGGCAGGCUGGGAAUUAUGCUCAACAGGAUCCUGGCUGUCAAGGAUGUCUAUGAUGAGCACCCAGCACAGGAAGACAUGGACUGACAGCCGCACUGAUAGAUUGCACAACAAGUAUAUAUAGUGUACAUUGCUAACAUGGAAGCCGCUAGCACAAGGGAUGACAACCAUAACUACAAUGCAUUUUUGUUCCAUGUUUUUUUUCCUAAUUCACCCCUACACAAAUAGUUCAGUGAGCAUUUACCCCAUAGAAUUACCAUUACACUGAGUGCACAAAACAUUAGGAACAACUUCCUAAUAUUCAGUUGCACCCCUCCCCCACCGUUGUCCCCAGAACCGCCUCAAAUUGUCUGGGCAUGGGCUCUACAAGGUGUCGAAAGCGUUCCACAGCUGGCCCAUGUUGACUCCAAUGCUUCCCACAGUUGUGUCAAGUUGGCUGGAUGUCUUUGGCUGGCGAACCAUUCUUGGUACACAAGGAAAACUGUUGAGUGUGAAAAACCCAACAGCGUUGCAGUUCUUGACACACUCAAACCGGUUGGCCUGGCACCUACUAAAAUAACCUGUUCAAAGGCACUUCAAUCUUUUGUCUUGCCCAUUCACCACCAGAAUGUCUCAAGGCUUACAAAUCCUUCUUUAACCUGUCUCCUCCCCUUCAUCUUCACUGAUUGAAGUGAAUUUAACAGGUGAAAUCUGUAAGGGAUCAUAGCUUUCACCUGGUCAGUCUAUUUUAUGGAAAGAACAGGUGUUCCUAAUGUUUUGUACAAUUAGUGUAUGUACAGAACCUUAAUAGGACUGUAGUAUACCACCAUCAGUUCAGGUAAUCUAUUUUGAAUGCCCAAGUACAUUGGGCACUGUCAACGACAACUAGUUGAGACUUCAUGUCUGUUGUUCGUAUUGAAAAGUCAUACAUUUGUUUUUUAUGAAGUGUACAGAACAGCUGUAUUAUAGAAGUAGUCCACAAAUCCAUUUAAUUGACACUGCAUUUCACCCCCAACGCCAGCCUCGAUUUUGUUUCAUUCAAAGGCCUAAUGUUCAGAUAGUGAUGAUAUUUACGUGUUCGUUAUUUAGCAGACGCUCUUAUCUAGAGUGGCUUUACAGUAGUGAGUGCAUACGUUCGCCUAACUUUUUUUGUACUGGUCUCUGGUGGGAAUCGAACCCACAACCCUGGUGUUGCAAGCUUCAUAUUCUAACAACUGAGCCACACAGGACCCUAUGUAAGCAAUCAUUUUCAACUUAAACACUUUAAAUCUGUGUUUACCAUGUGGCCAGUGAGGGGAAAACCAUUUAUUGCUGCCAUAUGUUCACAUGUACAGUAUCGAGAAGCUCAUAGUAAUGGCAGACUUUUUACUUCAUAGCUAAUGUAUAUACACUACAUGUCCAAAAGUAUGUGAAUACCCCUUCAAAUUAGAGGAUUGGGCAAUUUCAGCCAUACUCGUUGCUGACCGGUGUAUAAAAUUGAGCACACAGCCAUGCAAUCUCCAUAGACAAACAUUGGCUGUAGAAUGGCCUUACUGAAGAGCUCAGUGACUUUCAGCAUGACACUGUCAUAGGAUGCCACCUUUCCAACAAGUCAGUUUGUCAAAUUUCUGCCCUGCUAGAGCUGCCCCUGUCAACUGUAAGUGCUGUUAUUGUGAAGUGGAAACAUCUAGGUGCAGCAACGACUCAGCCACGAAGUGGUAGGCCACACAAGCUCACAGAACAGGACCACCGAGUGCUGAAGCAUGUCAAAAUUGUCUGUCCUCUGUUGCAACACUCCCUACCGAGUUCCAAACUGCCUCUGGAAGCAACGUCAGCACAAUAACUGUUUGUCAGUAGCUUCAUGAAAUGGGUUUCCAUGGCCAAGCAGCUGCACACAAGCCUAAGAUCACCAUCCGCAAUACUGAGCGUCGGCUGGAGUGAUGUAAAGCUUGCAGCCAUUGGACUCACCACCUGGCAGUCUGAUGGACAAGUCUGGGUUUGGUGGAUGCCUCGAAAGCGACCUCCCUGAAUGCGUAGUACUAACUAAACUUUGGUGGAGGAGUAAAAAUGGUCUGAGGCUGUUUUUCGUGGUUCGGAAUAGGCCCCUUAGUUCCAGUGAAGGGAAAUCUUAAUCCUACAGCAUACAAUGACGUUCUAGACGAUUCUGUGCUUCCAACUUUGUGGCAGACACCGACUACGAGCCAGGCCUAAUCGCCCAACAUCAUUGCCCGACCUCACUAAUGCUCUUGUGGCUGAAUGGAAGCAAGUCCCUGCAGCAAUGUUCCAAAAUCUAGUGGAAAGCCUUCCUGGAAGAGUGCACAUACUUUUGGACAUGUAGUGUAUAUUGCCCCUCAUUUAAUCAUUUCUUAUUGUAACAAUCAUAACAUUCAUUAAACAAAAUAAGCCUAACAUCGUAAUAGAAUAGUUUUUUAUUUACUUAAUUUUAAUCCUGCUUAGAUUGUAUUGUCUUGACAAAAUAGUAUGUUUUAAUGCAUUUUCAGUCCUGAAUGUCUUGAGAAAAGUUGAAUAUGUACUAUGUUUAUUUUCUGUCUUUAUAAUUAAAGGAUGCAUAUAGAAUUGAGAA
Messenger RNA from Oncorhynchus nerka (sockeye salmon), 6912 nucleotides. Its product is annotated as zinc finger MYM-type protein 3-like. The transcript has 26 exons. Gene Ontology annotation, molecular function: zinc ion binding. NCBI's taxonomy places the organism in Eukaryota, Metazoa, Chordata, Actinopteri, Salmoniformes, Salmonidae. The record is from RefSeq and is a predicted model, not a curated record. Bases 180 to 4457 code for a protein of 1425 amino acids.